CCGCUCGGACAGCUUGAGUCGCGCCCUCCCGCCCGGCGCUGCCGAACUUGCUCUAACUUCCUCGGCCGACCGGGCUGCGUCGUCGCUGCCGCACCCGGGUCCUGCUUCUCAGAAGAUGCACUAUUAUAGAUACUCGAACGCCGAGGUCAGCUGCUGGUACAAGUACCUCCUUUUCAGCUAUAACAUCGUCUUCUGGUUGGCUGGCGUUGUCUUCCUCGGAGUUGGGCUGUGGGCAUGGAGCGAAAAGGGUGUGUUAUCCGACCUCACCAAAGUGACCCGGCUUCAUGGAAUCGACCCUGUGGUGCUGGUCCUGAUGGUGGGCGUGGUGAUGUUCACCCUAGGCUUCGCAGGCUGUGUGGGGGCCCUAAGGGAGAACAUCUGCCUGCUCAAGUUUUUCUGUGGGGCCAUCGUGCUCAUCUUCUUCCUGGAACUGGCCGUGGCCGUGCUGGCCUUCCUGUUCCAGGACUGGGUGAGGGACAGGUUUCGGGAGUUCUUCGAGAGCAACAUCAGAUCCUACCGGGACGACAUCGACCUGCAGAACCUCAUCGACUCCCUUCAGAAAGCCAACCAGUGCUGUGGGGCUUAUGGCCCUGAAGACUGGGACCUUAACGUCUACUUCAACUGCAGUGGUGCCAGCUACAGCCGAGAGAAAUGUGGGGUACCCUUCUCCUGCUGUGUGCCAGAUCCUGCGCAAAAAGUUGUGAACACACAGUGUGGCUAUGAUGUCAGGAUUCAGUUGAAGAGCAAGUGGGAUGAGUCCAUCUUCACAAAAGGCUGCAUCCAGGCACUGGAGGGCUGGCUCCCCAGGAACAUCUACAUUGUGGCUGGUGUCUUCAUCGCUAUCUCACUGCUGCAGAUCUUUGGCAUCUUCCUGGCGAGGACCCUUAUCUCAGACAUCGAGGCGGUGAAGGCAGGCCAUCACUUCUGAGGAGCACAGGCAACAAGCAGAGCUGAGCCACAUGUGGAGGCCAAGCCCUUCACUGUCCAGCAGGAGAAGCCGACGCAGCCACCCAGAGCUAGUGCCCUGUCUUCAGCAUCAGUGUGAUGUGACCGUCCUGUUUCUUCUUGCUGGUGCUGAAGACCGAGGCCCCUUCUCACUGCCCAGACUUGACAUGGCAUCUUUGCCGGGGUUUGCCCAGAGACAUAGAAUGUUUUCUUAUGUGGAGUAAUGACUCUGAUGAUAGAUGGCUCCUGUGGCUGCAAGGAGGGCUUGAUGGCCUUCUUAGAGCCUGAGAGCCUCUGUAGACUCUGGCCCCCUCAGGGCAGGCUCUGGCUUUCCUCAGCCGGGUCUUCUGAGGGUGGAGCAUGUGUGUGAGACCAGGAGGUGAGGGCAAGCACACCAGAUCAGGAAGCACAGGUCCUGCACUAGUUGUGAAGGGACAAAUGGCCUGCUGGGCCCCCAAAUGCCAGCAGGGUUUGUGGUGGUGUCAGAAACCAGGGGUUGUUUGCAGGAUCUUCAGCCAUGUCCACAUGAAGUAAACCUGAGCCAGUGUACGGCUGGUGCUGGGGGAGCAUCUUGCCACUGCCCUCCAAGCCCACACUGCUCUUCCAGGGCAGAACGGCUGCUUGUCCCCAUAGCAUUAAGCCCCGGGGCUCUGCUGAGAGCCAGCUCUCCUGUUCUUAAAGCAUGUAAAUAGUUUAUUUAUAGGGGUAAGAGUGUUCCCACACCAUGUCUUCAUUUCCUCUUCCUCCCCAGCAUUCUCCUCUCAACAGCCUUACCCAGUGUCUGGGACCAAGCCGUCCCUUUCAGUUCUCUGUCUCAAGAACCAGCUGUGACAGCCUUUCCCUCCAGUCCAUGUGUUCCUCUUUCUCUGUGCACCCCCACCUGCCCCACUUGGCCUCACUGUCUUCUGGUCUUGGUGCUACUGAAACUGCCACCCAGAACUUGAAUCCCCACUCACCCUCCUUCCCCACCACCCACCAGGGAGCCCCAAUCCUAGAUGGCAAACUGGAAACUGGGCUCCUAUCUUGGCCACAUGCAGCUGGUGACCCGGAAUGUGUUGUCCCUGGAGGGCAGCGCUCUAGUCAAGCCCUGGUGAGCUACAGACCCCAGGUGCUUGGGACGUCUCAUUUCUAACUUUUGUAGUGACUCCUCUGCCUGGAUGUCUUUGGUCACGUUCUGACUUCCUGUUCUGGGGCUGCUCUUGGAAAUGAUGUCUGUCUUACGUUCUGAAUACCCCUGAGGCAUGGUUGGGCAUCUGUCCAUCUUGGGCUGGGCUACUCUCUAAUGCUUCUCUGUAGCUUGUACCUGUUCUUACUGUUCAGGGAUUGAGUGCUGCCUUCAGUUACUUGCCGAGGUGUACAUUCUAAUGUGGUGUAUACUGGUGAUACUGGUGGGUGUGUGUUCAUGAUGAUGAUGAUGAUGAUGAUGAUGUCAUAAUUUUUUUUAUAAUUCUCUAUAGAGGAAGAAGAAUGCUUGUGUUUUUAGGAAGUGUGAUGCUUCUCUUGGACUGCCAAACUCUUUUAUGGAAUAUAUCUUUAUAUUAAUGCU
Molecule: messenger RNA, 2491 nt
Organism: Nannospalax galili (Upper Galilee mountains blind mole rat)
Lineage: Eukaryota; Metazoa; Chordata; Mammalia; Rodentia; Spalacidae
Gene: Tspan14
Product: tetraspanin 14
Exons: 9
Coding region: 116-928 (270 amino acids)
Biological process (GO): regulation of vascular endothelial growth factor signaling pathway; protein maturation; protein localization to plasma membrane
Cellular component (GO): membrane
Source: RefSeq, a predicted model, not a curated record